AUGAUCCUCUAUCGAAACAAUGACGAUCUCAUGUGCAAGAUAUUCGCCACCACUCUCCAAGGUGAGGCACAAGAUUGGUUCUACGCCCUGCCGCCACAAUCUAUCCGGAGUUUCGACGAACUUUCUUUGGUUUUCACCAAAGAAUAUUCAUCCUAUUGCUCGAUCAAAAAGAAGUCCGACCAUUUGUUUAAAGUCAAGAAAAACCCAAAAGAGUCGCUUCGUGCUUAUGUGAAGAGGUUCAAAGAAGAGAAGGCAAGGAUAGUCGGAUGCAACAACUCGAUAGCUAAAGCAGCCUUCCAAAAAGGACUUCCAGCAGACCACUCGUUGUUCGAAAAAUUGAUCAUGAAAGAAGAUCUAACUCUAGUAAACUUUUUCACUUUGGUAGAGAAGCAUGCACUUUAG
Molecule: messenger RNA, 402 nt
Organism: Pyrus x bretschneideri (Chinese white pear)
Lineage: Eukaryota; Viridiplantae; Streptophyta; Magnoliopsida; Rosales; Rosaceae
Exons: 1
Coding region: 1-402 (133 amino acids)
Source: RefSeq, a predicted model, not a curated record